CUUGAAACCCCUCCACUACUGGGCUGGAGGAGCUUUUCGAAGUCUCUGUGCUCCCCUGAGGGGAGAGAGGGGAUGGAGGCUGAGAGACCCCAGGAAGAAGAGGAUGGUGAGCAGGGCCCCCAUCAGGAUGAGCAAAGCUGGCCCCCUGUGAACACCACCACUCGGCCUUGGCGAUCUGCUCCUCCAUCCCCUCCUCCAGGGACCCGCCUCACAGCCCCGGGACGCCGCUCGGCCUCCCUGCUCUCCCUGCAGACUGAGCUCCUUCUGGACCUGGUGGCUGAGGCUCAGUCCCGUCGCCUAGAGGAGCAGAGGGCCACCUUCCAAGCUCCCCACAAUCCCCCAAGACUAGCCCCAGCCCCAUCCUGGCCUCCUGAAGACAGAGAACAGCUCUACAGCACCAUCCUCAGUCACCAGAGCCAGCGGAUUGAAGCCCAGCGGUCAGAGCCUCCCCUACCGCCAGGGGGACAGGAGCUCCUGGAAUUGCUGCUGAGAGUUCAGGGUGGGGGUAGAAUGGAAGAACAAAGGUCCCGGCCCCCCACACACAUGCGUGCUGAGACUUGAGUCCCUACCAGUCCCUGGGCACUCACUCCUGAGGCUCAAAGCUGGGCAGCCCCCUGCAUACCCUCAACCCUGCUUGGCAGGGGCACCAGAGACUGAACCCAGCAGAAAUCUCAAUACUCAUCACCCUUAUUCACACUCCCUGGGAAGUGGAGGGGGUGAGAGUCCUCAAACCCUGGGAAUAAUCAAGGUAGGAUAGUCAUUUAAAUCUCUCCCUGAGUACAUGGGAGCUCAAGGCAGCAAGAGGAUCCCAGCCGCCAAAGGACACCCCAUCAUGACUCUAAUCUCAAGGAGUGGCUUGUAGUCUUGGUACUGAGCUGGGGGGACACCCUCAGUAGUCAAGCCAAUAGGCAGGAUCUGAGGACUCAGGCCUCCAAUUCUCAAGAAAAGGCCAAUUUCCUAAGGUUGUGACCUGAGGGACAGUUCCACCCUCUUUCCCAAAAUGAAAGGGAGGGCGCCACCGCAAAGAGAUAGAGACUAUUCUCCCACUCCCACGACCAGCACCCAGCCCCGGGACCAGGGGGCCUGCAGGCUGUGAAUGGACACAGCCCGAACCACCGUCCCUCUCCACUGCUGCUCCGCGUCUGUCUGAUGUUUCGGUUGUAUGAAUAAAUGUGACUCCCCUCUGGA
Phyllostomus hastatus (greater spear-nosed bat) is the source of this 1188-nucleotide messenger RNA. It is a transcript of the gene GPSM3, whose product is annotated as G protein signaling modulator 3. Gene Ontology annotation, biological process: regulation of inflammatory response. NCBI's taxonomy places the organism in Eukaryota, Metazoa, Chordata, Mammalia, Chiroptera, Phyllostomidae. Bases 73 to 561 code for a protein of 162 amino acids. The transcript has 5 exons. The record is from RefSeq and is a predicted model, not a curated record. Gene Ontology annotation, molecular function: GTPase regulator activity; protein binding.